GUAAUUUAAUUUAAUAAAAAAGAUGAAAAUCUAAUUUCACUAUCUAAUUUAUUUAAUUUCUCUAAACUCAAAAUCAUUUCAUUGUGGUACGAGUUUUUCUUUUUGAAAGAAACAUCAAUUUUGUCAACUUUUUUUUUGCGUAAAGUGUCACGAGCCAAGAAUCGUUUCAUUUUAAACAGAAUUGUCUAGUCAAAAUUUCUUCAGUUUGUGAAAAAAGGGAAAGCGUAUUCUAAUGAGAGCAUAAGUGGAAUUCAAUAUGGCAGCCACGGGAAGUGAUGAUAAUUGUCAAGGAACGGAAAAUAUAAAUCAUUUUACAACACUUAAACACAUAUUAAUUUUCAGUGGCAAAAGAAAAUCGGGAAAAGAUUAUAUCACGGAUAAAUUAUUUGAAAGACUUGGUGGUGAAAAAAGUGUUAUUGUUAAAUUGUCCGGUCCGAUAAAAUCUCAUUGGGCCAAAUCAUUAAAUCUUGAUUUAAAUCAGUUACUUGGAGAUGGGCCAUUCAAGGAAAAAUACAGACUUGAAAUGGUAAAAUGGGGAGAAGAUACUAGAAAAAAAGAUUAUGGAUACUUUUGUCGAGCUGCUAUUGAAAUGUACAAUGUAAAAAGCAAACCAAUUUGGAUAUUAAGUGAUGCGAGAAGAAAAACUGAUAUUAAAUGGUUUUUUGAAAAUUAUGGAAAAAUUUGUAAAUCCAUUCGAAUUAGCUGUCGUGAAUCUGUUCGUGUUAAACGUGGUUGGACUUUUACACAAGGUAUCGACGACAUGGAGACAGAAUGCGAUUUAGAUGAUGUAGAUAAUUGGGAUCUUCAUUUACACAAUGAAACUGAGGAUAUUGAAAGUAUAUUGGAACAAAUUUUACAACUUAUAGAGUAACUUUAUUUAAUCAAAUUUGUGUCACACUAACAGGUAUUUUAGGUCUAAAGUACAUAAAAUAUCUAUCACGUAAAUAUGUCAAUGAGACCCCUCUAUUAAUUGUAGUUAUUUAUACAAUUUCAUUUCAAAGAAAUGUUAUAGAGCUGUGCAAAAUAAUUCGAACCGAACUGUUCGAAUUUUUUCGCUUAGUUCGAAUGUCGAAAAUUCGACAUUCGAGUUAGCCUAGUUCGAAUGUCGAACCGAACCAAGUUUUGUUCGGUUUUUGAACGCUAAAAUGUCCAAUUCUAAAAUUCGACAUUUCAGUCGCAUGUCGAAUUUUCGACAUUCGAGUCAGUCCAGUUCGAAUGUCGAAAAACUGACAUUCGAGUUAGCCUAGUUCGAAUGUCGAAUAUUCGAGAUUCGAAAUUUCGGCGCUCCAAAACCGAACAAAACUCGGUUCGGUUCGAAUUUUGCACAGCUCUAAAAUGUAAUUUUUAUGUAACUAGCGCAGUCGACGGCCGCAAGCGGCCGUCUCCUUUACCGUUCUCUGCCAUUUCUCAAUUCAGUUCCCUGCCUAAUUUUUAAUUAAUUACAAUUUUUCUUUUUUCUUUGUGAAUUUCAUAUACAAUUAAACUUACACAAACAUAUAAGCGUAAGGCAUAUGAAACUGGCGAACGCUAAGCAUUAAAUAGGGAAUUAUCUUUAACUGUUCUACGCCAUUUCUAAAUUUAGUUUGCUGCCUAAUUUGGAAUUAAUUCUAAUAACUUUAAUUUCAUUACAUUUAAAUAUAAGAUUUAAACUCCUGCCCUAUUAUAAUUAUAUUCUUUGUUACUAUUAUUAAUAAUUACUUAUUAUUUUCAAUAA
Molecule: messenger RNA, 1714 nt
Organism: Leptopilina heterotoma
Lineage: Eukaryota; Metazoa; Arthropoda; Insecta; Hymenoptera; Figitidae
Gene: Pmvk
Product: probable phosphomevalonate kinase
Exons: 5
Coding region: 257-871 (204 amino acids)
Biological process (GO): isopentenyl diphosphate biosynthetic process, mevalonate pathway; cholesterol biosynthetic process
Cellular component (GO): cytoplasm
Molecular function (GO): phosphomevalonate kinase activity
Source: RefSeq, a predicted model, not a curated record